AUGUUGGUUCUUGCAAUGUUUGCUUCAUCGGUUGCGAUUAUUGUUGAGGGUGCUGAGGUGAAGGGUAUGUCCCCAUGUAGUUUUCCUGCAAUCUUCAACUUUGGAGAUUCAAAUUCAGACACUGGCGCUUACUCAGCAGCACUUGGAGCUUCAAGAUUACCAGAUGGUAAAACUUUCUUUGGAAAGCCAGCAGGAAGAGCUUCUGAUGGGCGUCUCAUUAUUGAUUUCAUGGCUGAGCAAUUGGGACUACCAUAUUUGAGUUCAUACUUGAAUUCACUUGGAACAAAUUAUAGCCAUGGUGUCAAUUUUGCAGUUGGAGGUGCAACUAUUAGGCGCAUGAAUGAUCACCCUAUCCCCUUUUAUCUCGGCAUCCAAACCACACAAUAUGAUCAGUUCAAGGCUCGAGUCACUAAUCUUUACAACCAAGGCAAGAACACGAGCAGACUUCCGAGAAUUGAACACUUCUCAAAGGCUCUUUACACCAUUGACAUUGGACAGAAUGACGCUGUUAGGGCAAUGUUUCUUCACAAUCCCCAAGAACAAAUACCGGAUAUGCUUAAUCAAUUUGCUCAAGCAGUUCGUCAUUUGUAUAGACAAGGGGGAAGGGCAUUUUGGAUACAUAAUAUGGGCCCAAUUGGUUGCUUGCCAAUAAACCAAAAUUUUAUCAAUCGAACGGAGGAAUCUUUUGAUCAGAACGGUUGCACCAAUAGGUGGAAUGCAAUGACCCUAGAGUAUAAUAAGCAGCUCAAGGACAAAGUAAUCAAAUUGAGGAGGGAGCUCCCACAGGCUGCGAUAACAUAUGUGGAUGUUUAUACAGUGAAAUAUGGACUAAUCCGCAAUGCAAAGAACCUUGAACAGGAGGCCACACUAAAGUGGUUCGAACAGGAAAGAACUGAGAUUGCUCAGAAAGCUAGAAAAGCCAAAGGUCCUGAGGGACUGACUGUGUUGCGGAUACAGGAAUCCCUACAAUGGAACCGGACAGUUGUUUGUAGGUUGCCGAGGGAAUGUGGUGGGAAGAUGAAGAUUUGCAUCUCGCCCGCACGGAUGAGGAUUGGGGACAAAAUCUACCAAAUGAUACAUGAACAGGAGGCCACACUAAAGUGGUUCGAACAGGAAAGAACUGAGAUUGCUCAGAAAGCUAGAAAAGCCAAAGGUCCUGAGGGACUGACUGUGUUGCGGAUACAGGAAUCCCUACAAUGGAACCGGACAGUUGUUUGUAGGUUGCCGAGGGAAUGUGGUGGGAAGAUGAAGAUUUGCAUCUCGCCCACACGGAUGAGGAUUGGGGACAAAAUCUACCAAAUGAUACAUGUUUUAGAAGAGCAGACUGACCUACCAGCUGAGGCUGAACAGUGCAUAGAGGAUGAGUCCGAUGGCACAGAACUCGAAAUAGGAGCAGCGCUGUCUUGUCUCCUCUCAGAUCCUUAG
Molecule: messenger RNA, 1425 nt
Organism: Camellia sinensis
Lineage: Eukaryota; Viridiplantae; Streptophyta; Magnoliopsida; Ericales; Theaceae
Source: RefSeq, a predicted model, not a curated record